AUGGCUGAAGUGGAACAUGGAGAAAUUCGCCAAGCAGCUAUAGAAGGUCGCUCAGUCUCAGUUGUAAAUAUGUCUUUACUUGAAGAGCAAGAUAGAGGUCGCUAUAAUCUCCCUUCACAUAGUGAAGUUGCAGUUGUAUUUGUAGGUGAAGAUGGUGCUCCUCCUGCUUCCAGAGAAGUUGUUAUUUACCCGAGAGGUCAUCCUCUUAAAACUAUAUCAAGUAUGUCUGCCAACUUAGAUCCAAUGGUUAAUCCUCUAUUUUUCCCAAGGGAUGAUGCUGGUUGGCAUAAUCAAUUGCAUGGAUUAGGGAAAGUCGUAACCCAUGUUCAUGUUAUCGCAUUUCAAAAGCGUGGUUUACCACAUGUUCAUAUUUUACUUCACUUUGUCACUGAUGAUAAGCUGGAGACAGCACAGGAUACCAAUAGUUUAAUAUGUGCUGAAAUUCCAGAUCCAAUUAUAAAUCGUGAACUUUAUGAUGUUAAAACUUGCAUGAUUCAUGGUCUAUGUGGCAUACUGAAUCCAAACUCUACCUGCAUGAAAGAUGGGGUGUGCAGCAAAAAUUAUCCUAAAGAAUUUAAUGCCAACACAGUAGUAGUUCAUAAUGGUUAUCCUCGCUAUAAGCGUCGUGAUAAUGGUUUGGUUAUUAAUAUUAAAGGCAACAAUGUAGAUAACCGCUGGGUGGUACCUUACAAUCCAUGGUUAUCAAAGAAAUAUCAAGCCUACAUUAAUGUUGAAGCUUGCAUGUCUGUUAAGGCUGUUAAAUAUUUGUACAAAUACAUAUACAAGGGUCACGACUGUGCCAAUAUUUUGAUAAAUGAACAAAUUAAUCAUGAUGAAGUAAACACUUUUUUAGACUGUCGUUAUGUAAGUGCACCUGAAGCAUUGCGGCGAAUUUUUGAAUAUCCCAUAAGUCAUAUGUCACACACUAUUAUCUGCCUUAAAGUUCAUCUUCCUGAGAAUCAAUUAGUGUAUUUUAGAGAAGGAGCAGAACAAAUGGCUUUAGAUCGUGCAGCUCAACGUGAUACACACCUUACAGCAUGGUUUAAGUUAAUUUCUGAAAAUGAAAGAGCACAUUGCAAUUCAUAUGUUGACAUUCCUUAUCAUUAUAUAUUUGAUGAUAAGCUUUGUAAAUGGAAGUCUUGGGUGGAUGUGCGUACUGUUAAUGGUAUUGUUGUUGAAACAUUUCGUGAAGCAUGCGUUUUAAAUGGUUUGUUACAAGAUGACACUAAAUGGCAAAAUGCACUUUCUGAGGCAGUUUUAAUACGUAUGCCAAAGCAAAUUAGACAGUUAUUUGCAAUUAUUUUGACUUUUUGUGAACCAGACAAUCCUUUGCAUCUUUGGAAUACAUACAAAGCAUUUAUGAUUGAGGACUUUAUUCACCGCUCAGUCCCGCUUAUAAUAGCUGAACAAGCUGCUCUUUGUCAAGUUGAAAAGAUUAUUAAUCAGUGUGGUAAAACGCUGGCGGAUUAUAAUCUGCUUGUUAUUGAGUCAGAUUUUAAUCUAGAUAAUCUAGAAAAUUUCAAUCAAAAUGUUCAACAAUCAAUUGAUGAAGCCAAUAGAAUGAGACCACUGCGCAAUAUCAAUCAAUUAAAUGUAUGUUCUUGCUCUGCAUGGACUGGCAUAGCAGCAACUCUUCUUACAAAUGGAUCUACAUUGCAUGGCUUAUUCAAACUUCCUGUUCCAAUAUUAGAUAACAGCACAUGUAAUGUUACUCCAAACUCUAUUCAUGGACACUUUUUAAGUCAGGUUAGUUUGUUUUUGCUUGAUGAAACAUCCAUGAUACCCAAACAUGCAUUGAAUGCAAUUGAUAGGUUAUUAAAAGAUGUUUGCAACAACAACUUUCCAUUUGGAGGAAAAGUCAUUCUUUUUGGAGGCGACUUUAGACAAAUACUGCCUGUUGUGAAAAGAGGACAACCAGCUGAAGUUGUAGAAGCAGGUAUAAAAUGUUCUUUACAUUGGCAAUGGGUGCAGAAGUUUAAGUUAACAGAAAAUAUGAGAGUAUAUGAUGGGGAAAGGGAAUUUUCAAAUUGGCUGUUGAGACUUGAUAGUGGAACAGUAUUCGUCAAAGAGGAAGAUCCUUUUAAAGGGUGCAUUGAAAUACCGCAUCAAUGCCUUAUUAGGGAAAAUGACUCUAUUGUUGAAAAGAUAUUUGGGGAUGCCGAACAAGACGAUUAUGCUAAACGUGUCAUUUUGACACCAACGAAUGUGGAUUCACUAUCAAUCAAUGAGGAAGUGCUUCAACGUCUACCGGAUGAGGUCAAAACUUAUUAA
This is a messenger RNA of Hydra vulgaris (swiftwater hydra), 2271 nucleotides long. NCBI's taxonomy places the organism in Eukaryota, Metazoa, Cnidaria, Hydrozoa, Anthoathecata, Hydridae. The record is from RefSeq and is a predicted model, not a curated record.